This is a messenger RNA of Cimex lectularius (bed bug), 4309 nucleotides long. It is a transcript of the gene onecut, whose product is annotated as homeobox protein onecut. NCBI's taxonomy places the organism in Eukaryota, Metazoa, Arthropoda, Insecta, Hemiptera, Cimicidae. The record is from RefSeq and is a predicted model, not a curated record. Gene Ontology annotation, biological process: regulation of transcription by RNA polymerase II. Gene Ontology annotation, molecular function: RNA polymerase II cis-regulatory region sequence-specific DNA binding; DNA-binding transcription factor activity, RNA polymerase II-specific. Bases 934 to 2772 code for a protein of 612 amino acids. The transcript is spliced from 6 exons. Gene Ontology annotation, cellular component: nucleus.
CCACCCUGAAAAACCAAGAUGCCUGAUGUGAAAACUCAUCGUCGGAAACAUUCUACACGCGUUGAACGUCAAUAAUUAUAUUGUUUUUAAUAAUAGCCGAGGGUGAAAAUCGGGAGGGUUGUGUUGUAAGCCGUUGUUCGGGGGAAAAGGAUGAGCGAGAGGGAAGAGAGGGUUAUGACUGUGUUGUGUUGUGUUGUGACGUAACGGGAGGGAGUCUGUAAAGAACUGGGAGGCGGGAGUGACAAGACCGAGUUCCAGUAUGCAAUGAGAGGGCAAAGCAAGCACAAUCAGGAGUAAACAGGAGGUGGCCGGGGUAAAAACACUAUUUUCUGUAUGAAUACCGGUGUAGAAUACGGACGGGUGUUAAACUGUGAAGUGUGUUUGUUUAGGUCGCGGUCUAAACUGAGUUUGCUAUUGAUUGCUUUAGCCUUGAACAAGUGAUAUUGAGCCGUGCAUCGAUUUGGUGGAGUAGGCCAGGAAUGAACUUGGUAAACAGUGUAGUAGAGACUGGUUGUAAAAGUGUUUAAGAGAGCGGAGGACUCCGGGAUGUCGGGUGUGCGGAUGGGGUAACGUGAGGCGAUUGGAAAGGGGGGACGAAUGCAGCUGCUCUUCUAGCGGACAUAUGCCAGUAAAUAUUCACGGAGCGUAGUGAGAGGAGGCGAGAGGUUGAGCCUGAUAUCGUAGUGAGUGUUACGGAUACCUAUGUUACGGAAGAGCGCUCUAUACUCGGUUUCAUGCCCUCAGUAUUGAUCCGAUGUUGGCUGUGCAGUAGUCGACGACGCAAGUAUGUUCAAAGUCGGGAAAAUGUUCUCCUUCGGUCGGAACUCUCUCUAUUCCGUGAGUUAAACGAAAUAAAAUUUUCCGGUCCGAUGUGGUUCAAGUGUGUGUAGCCGAGUGCCGUGAAAGGCUAUUAACUAAUCUCUAUGAAAUACCAUGGAAGCUAUCGUCGAAAUGGCGGAGAAUCAAUCGUUAGGAGAGGGUCUUGUGUCUGUGGAAACGGUCGAUUCGGCGGGCCUAAGCACGCAUGGCUUGAUGUCCGCUGGCGGGCUCAACAUUUCCCGUCCUGUCGUCGCCAGGAGAGGAGUGCUUUGCGACGAGUUAGAAGUAGACGUCAAAGAGGAGAGUGGGGGCGAACUUUCAGAGUGCGAGGAAAGCAAACAGCUUUCAGUAAUAGUACAACCACACGAACAAGAAGAUUCACGAGAUUCCCGUUUACUUAGUCCUGGAAAAAUAUCCCCGUCCUCCGUCAGUGGUAUAUCAGUAAGUGUGGCAGGAAUGAUAGACGCAGGUGAUUUUCGUUCUUUACAACCCGAACCGACUUAUCAGACGUUGACGUCCGUAAACGGAAGGAUGUCUCCACCAGGAUUCAGCCCUGGGUCGUCAUAUGCCACACUGACACCUUUGCAACCCUUACCUCCUAUAUCGACGGUGUCGGACAAAUUCGCCUACGGACACACGACGAGUAGUGUCAACGGAUCGUUUACUGUCAUGCAAAACAACGGUCUCGGACUUUCGAUGGGUGUCAAUUCUCCUUAUGGCUAUGACAAACUACCUUCAAUGAGUAUGUCCCCCCAUCACUACUCGCCCAACAAUUUAUCCGGUAUAGGAUUAUCACAGCAACACUCUCCUUUGUCACCACAAAGUACCUACAGUCAAAAUGGCCUUAACUCACCUCCUAAGAGCAUGUCACCCAACGGGUACGAUUCUCCUUACAACCAAAGGGACCUCGUCCGAGGUGGUCUCGGUGGACAGAGUCCGCAAUUGAGCCCACCGUCGGCAUCACUUCACUCUCCUCCGAGCACGUUAGUAGGCGCUCAGUUUACAACUUCUGGUUCGUUGCCUUCUCUCAACGGCUUAACGACAAUCACUCCUCAUCCACAGACCCCGACUGUUGUUGUAUCACCUCAUCAUUCUCCUCCGGCCCUUGUACAACGAGAAGCAGUCGUUGUCACGGCCACAUCACCUCCUAAACAACAACAGACAUCCACGAUAACGCUGAAAACCGUCACCCAAGCCUCAUGCCCUUCUGUCGGAACAGGAAACAACGAGCUCGAGGAAAUCAACACCAAAGAACUCGCUCAAAGGAUAUCUGCCGAAUUGAAACGAUAUAGCAUUCCACAAGCCAUUUUCGCUCAACGAGUCUUAUGUAGGUCGCAAGGAACACUAUCCGAUUUAUUGAGGAACCCGAAACCUUGGUCCAAACUCAAGAGCGGCCGAGAAACGUUUCGCCGAAUGUGGAAAUGGCUUCAAGAGCCUGAAUUUCAAAGGAUGUCGGCGUUGAGGCUAGCAGUUUGUACAAGCAGCAUGGAUGUACCUUCACAUAAACAAAAUGUGUUCCGAGCAAAUGAAGUUGGUAACAUGCAAACCGGAUACGGAGGGGACUCGCCGAUCAUCGAUAGAGCAGGUAAUUGGUUGGCAGUUUCGUCACCUGUGGAUAGUGCUGCGCAGAUCCCACAACGAGGCACUUGCAAACGGAAAGACGAAUCAACGAUCCACUCAGACCAUACAUCUGCUCCCAAGAAACCACGUUUAGUUUUCACAGACCUUCAGCGACGUACCCUGCAGGCUAUUUUUAAGGAAACGAAAAGGCCUUCAAAAGAGAUGCAGGUGACCAUCGCAAGACAACUCGGACUAGAACCAACAACAGUUGGCAAUUUUUUCAUGAAUGCAAGAAGACGAUCAAUGGAUAAGUGGAAAGACGAGACUGAAACAAAACCAUCUGGGAACAUCCAGUCACCUAGUGACAACAUUGGCCAGCAAGACCUCUUGUGACAUAGUCCAUUUCCAGUACAACAUCUCGUCUUUCUAUGAGCUUACCAUGUCUUCACUGCACAGACUGUUGGCACCCUAUUUCUCAAGUACGAUCUGCACAGUUCUUGUAUACAAUAUCAUAUAGAAAUAUCGGGCCGUACUUGUUUCAAUAGUGCAAAGGAGAUUCAUAUGGAAAUAUCUAACAUUCCGUCCACUGGGUACAAUGAACCCAUAUUUUGCCAAAAGUUUAAAAAAAAAAUCAGUGACAACAUAUAUACCCUGGUUACUGUUCUAUGAAUAUUCUAUAUUACAAAGCAUAAUAAUUAAUAACUACUAUUAUAAUAAAUAUUGUUUGAUAUAUUUUUUAAAGUUUUCACUUCUUCAGAUUCUAACAUUCUAAUUGUUUCAGAACUUAGUAAACAAAGAUGUGAUGUUAUUUGGUAACAGACAAUUAUUUUAUUUUGUCUAGUUACUGUGGGAUAAGCGGUUUAUCUAGUCUGGUAGAGUGUCGGUUUUGCUGUAAUCAUUGAUAAAAGAAUGAAUGUUAUUCGAAUAACGCUCACCCUUUCCUUAAGUGGAUAUACUUAUGAAAUUAGUACAACUGAACUCGCACAUUUGUAUAAAAUGGACAAAAAUUUAGAUAUUCUUAUUUAUAAUGUACAAUUAAAUAUAUGAAGAACUGUGUAUGAUUGGGUAGAGGAAAUAGUUGUGCCUUGCAUUAAGACAAUAGCACCUUUGGGAGAUGAAGCUUUAAAGUACUCCAUUGCCAAUGUACUUAUAUAAAACAAGUGUCCUAACACUAAAAAUUACUAUUGAAAAAAAAUCAGAAUCAUACUUCAUAAUUGUGACAACAAAAUGCAGUGCUCAAAGCAAUAUCUUGAAACUUUUUUAUUUAUUUAAUGAUUUUUUUAGCAUUUGAGGUGCCAUAUUUUAUUAUUUACAGCCACCUUUUUCUAAUUUAUGAAUGAAAAAUAUAAUUAUUUUGAGCAGUGUAUGCUGUUGAGAAAGUGUAGAAGUUCUACAAUUUUAUUGUUUCAUUUUAAAACCAAAGAUUAUUAUUCAUUUUUGCAAAACAACGAUUAUUAAUCGACAGAGUUAUUUAUUUAUUACUGAUUUUUUAAGUAAAAAUAUACUACAUUAAUAUCUUCAGUAGAUAUUGUUUUCGGACAGUCAUGGAAUAUAUAAUUUUUUAAUUUAAAUUUUAUAUUUAAUUUAUGUAGCUUUUAUCAAAACAGACUCCAAAUGUUCUGUGUUACAUUCUUAAAGAUGUAUGUUUAUUUUAAUCAGUUAAAACGUAAAGUGAUAUUAAAACAUUCCUUCAAUAUUGUAUCUAGUCUUAAGGAAAUGUCAUAGAGAUAUCUAGUCAAAAAAAGAAAUGAAUUAAUUUAUUUAUUGUUAAAGUUUUUGUUCUAGUCAAAAAAAAAAAUGUUGUUAAUAUGCCUAAAGUCAAGGGUUUCACCAUAACAAAAAACAAUUUCCACUAGUCUUGAUUCGAAUUCGAGUUUUAACAUUCCAAUGAUAAUUUGCCAAAGAAGGUUUUUACUAUGUAAAAAAUGAA